GAAGAGGAGGGGAGAUGGGUGGCAUAUCUUGAGUUACGUGCAAUUUAAUUCCCCAUAUUGAUACAGUCACUCACAUCCAUUGGAAGAAUUAGACUCCACUUUUAAGCAUUUCUUUUCCAGUGAUAUAAAGAAUAGGAUUUCUUGUUGUCUUCAGACCAGUUCAUCGGUUUUCUUGUAGACAUGUAAAUGGGCCAAUAGUUGUCAGACGUAAACAAUGACUCUUCACAUCACAAUUAUUUGUACAGUAUACAAAUGAGUCUUUUAAUGUUUCCAAAUGUCGUAGAUUACAGUCCUACGUUUUUCUUAAUAUGAACUAUCAAGUUUGGAUAAUAUAGGCCUAAAAAGGCAAGGAACUUCUCAGCUGGUACAACUAUAAUGUCCACUAGAAAACUUUCCAACAAAGUGUUCGCUCUACCAGCUUCUCACCAGACCUACAAUUUAUCCCCUUCCGAUCAUUCUCAAUGCAGCACAUACAAAGGCUUCCCGUCGCGGGCAUCAACUUUUAUCAGCACGUUCAAACAAAACCAGAGGAUCAGUUUCACCAGGGAAUGGUUCUACGAAGAAAUGGCCGUGGUCCCAACAAUGGAUAUGAGUUUGGGCAGCAAUGUCCCAAAGAGGCAGUGUCUCUUGCGUCCACUCAACUACGCCUCCGAUCCGUGCCCUGUCUGUGAACACGUCUUCCGAUACAGGGAUAGAAUUGUUGACCCUAGACCAAGCUGGACGUCCGCGAAAAGCAAGAUAACCAGGCCCCUUACAGUUCCUCCCAAUUCAGACGGAGAGAUGAAGAAGUGUCACCAGAACUGUGCAUUACACCCGAGGAUGCAUGAUGUAGAAGAUAGUAGGCAAUAUAUGCUUAGGUCAGCAACAUCCAACAAGAACUCUUCAACUAAGGAGUCGAAGAAGGACGAUGGCUACGAAAAAGAUGAUCGUGCACAAGACGAAGAGAGAGAUACCAAAAGUGGGUGUGUCGUUCUAUCCAGCAGCAGUGGCUCUGGCGAAGAAAAGGAAGAACACAAAGAAACUUCAGACAGCUUGCAGAUUCUGGCUGAGAGAUUGGACUAUGUCAGAAAGACAAACCAGGUUCUUAAAUACUACAUGGCAAGAGACGACGAUGGACUGGUGUUACCUUCGUUGAGAGACAUUGAGAUUCCAACUUCAAGUUCCUGCAUGAAAGAAAGUUACCUUCGUUGAGAGACAUUGAGAUUCCAACUUCAAGUUCCUGCAUGAAAGAAAGUUACCUUCGUUGAGAGACAUUGAGAUUCCAACUUCAAGUUCCUGCAUGAAAGAAAGUUACCCUUGAGAGACAUUGAGAUUCCAACUUCAAGUUCCUGCAUGAAAGAAAGUUACCCUUGAGAGACAUUGAGAUUCCAACUUCAAGUUCCUGCAUGAAAGAAAGUUACCUUUGAGAGACAUUGAGAUUCCAACUUCAAGUUCCUGCAUGAAAGAAAGUUACCUUUGAGAGACAUUGAGAUUCCAACUUCAAGUUCCUGCAUGAAAGAAAGUUCCUUUGAUUGAAACUUAAAUUAAAGCUUGUCUAUCAUCGGUACAAAAUGUUUUCAGUGACUUAACACUUAACUGUGGCGAGUUUAUUUUAGAAAAGAUUUUUGGUUCUCUAACUGUAGGUGAAGUCAGUUUUGUGUUUUCCCCUUCUCACAUAACAAAUUUAAUUUAACAGAGAAAACAAAUGAACAAGUUAUUUAGUAUACCUGAAUUAUUUAAUAAAAAAAUAGCUUGGGUUGUGUGUUAAAAUGGGGAUGUCAAAACUUUAAAUGUGUAUAGUUGGAUGGAGUAUUUUUAUCAUAAAUUGCUUAUUGAGGAAUGGAUAGAUGUCUCUAUUUUCGCUCCUUAACUUAUCACUCCUGGUUGGUUGGCCGAUGGACUCUGGGC
Messenger RNA from Biomphalaria glabrata, 1887 nucleotides. RefSeq lists its product as uncharacterized. The record is from RefSeq and is a predicted model, not a curated record. The coding region runs from base 376 to 1191 and encodes 271 amino acids. The transcript has 2 exons. Lineage: Eukaryota; Metazoa; Mollusca; Gastropoda; Planorbidae.